AUGGUAGAAACACAUCAAUCAACCUCUCUUAUUUUCUCCAAAAACAUUCAAGAACUCAUUGUCGUACUCCCCAUUUACGAAGAGAGACUAGACAAAGGGAAACCAGCAGUAUUUUAUAAAAUAGUAGUCAAAAUAGGCAGUAGGUCUUGGGAACUAUGGAAAAGAUAUAGUCAGUUUGAUCAACUUGAUGCUGACCUGAGAGCCAAAUAUCCCUAACUUCCUAAACUGCCUGGAAAGACAUUCUUUAAAAUCAAGGCUAAUGAAAAUUUAUCUAAGCGAAGAGAAGAGCUACAUCAUUAUUUGCAGGAUUUGGUCAAUAGACAAGACAUGCGAACCAAUCCACACUUUAGAUUAUUCCUAGAGCUUGAUACUCAACUGCCUGAAUCAGUAGUUAACACUCCUGUUAAAGUAGCUGAAUUUAGUGAGUUGAAUCUAGGUGGGAGAGAUAUGCUUUACAUUAAAGAGGAGAACUUAAUGUUUAUUGCAAUGAGUGAUAUGAAUAUUACUUCUAGGUUAGACGCAUAUCUUACUAAUUUUUCCUUUCCAUGGGAAAAGUCAACAUAACAAACAGACAACUAUGUUGGAGUGGGAGCAAUAUGCGUAUAUAAAGUGACAUAGGACAAAGAUGAUUAGUGGGUUUUCGAAAGAAUGUGGACUAAGACCUUCCCAUCAUAGACUAAUGUUUUAUACUGGUGCAAUGAUAUGGAGGUACUGUUUGUUGGUCUUGACUCAGGCAGAAUUCACUAAUUUAAAAUCCCUAAGGAGUAUAACUAUAUGAGAUUCUAAGAGAAUGAAGUCUUGAAAUCACAUAAUAAAAGAGUAAUGGGUUUAGCAGCAGAUAAAACCUUUGGCUAUGUCUAUUCAGUGGCAGAAGACGGCAGAUUUAAGGUUACUGAAAUUCAUGGGCAUUCAGUUGUUCAUGAUCUUUAACCAGGAAAAUCAGCACUAAAACAGAUGAUUUAUCAAGCUAAUAAGGCUCUCUUCAUAAUGGCAGAUGCUGAAGGCUAUAUCUAUAUUUACAAUUAAAAUCAUCACCCACCUGAACUCCUUGUGAAAAUGCAAAGUCAGUCACAGGCAUGUAUCAGAGGACUAUGUGUGAGCAAUGGAGGCUCUUAUUUAGUUGGGGGAGGGCAAGAUGGAAGUUUGUCAGUAUUUGAGAUUAAUAAGCCAAGAUCUGAAAGAUUCACUAAACAGAUAGCUCACUUUUAGGGUAAACCUGGUUGCAGAUGUAUUAUAUGGCGAGAAAGAAAUCGAGAGAUCAUUACAGCUAAUCAAGAUGGUAUGAUUACUGUAUGGUCUGCAAAAGAAGGUCAUCCCAUUUAUGUGUUUCAAGCUCAUGGAGGUCCUAUCACAUAACUAAUUUGGAUGGAAGAUAAAUAACAACUUAUAAGUUGCAGUAAAGAUAAGUCCAUCAAAAUUUGGUAGCUACCAAUAAUAUGGUAUGAUGAGGAAUCGAUAAAGAAAAAGGUUUAAGAAGAGGAGAAUAAAUCUAAAUAACUGGCUAAAGAUUUGACGGAAAAAGUCACUAUAGAUUAAAAAGCUACUAAAGAAAAGGAGGUAAUCCAAGUUUAGGCAAAAUAAACUGCACCUUAAAAGCAAAACUUAUAGCAAUAAUAGUAGCCUCCAAGGCAGCAGUAUACUUAGCCAGAACCUUAAUAUGAUUAAGAUGGUAAUUAGAUCUAUCCACUUGAUGGAGAUCAAGGGGAUAAUCAAUACUAAAACUAUGCCUAAUAUGAAGACCCGCUUUCAUAAAACUAUCACCAAUACGAGGAAUAGAACUAUCAAAAUCAGUACCAAGGUUAUGAUGCAGAUUAGGAGCAUCAAUAUGAGGAGGUUCUAGACAACCAGCAAUAGAUUAACUAUUAUAACGAUGGCUAGCAAUAAACCUAAAAAGAGGAUGAUAUGAUAUCUCCAGGAAGCUUAGUAUCAGCAAAUAAGGAGGAGAAUAGCACUAUUAAUACUGCUCAGCAGAAAGAAAAGACCCCAACUAAGAAGCCAGUAUAGACCACUUAUCAAGAUGAUGAAGACGAUGAUGACUUGACUGGAUGGAAUAGAUGA
Molecule: messenger RNA, 2058 nt
Organism: Stylonychia lemnae
Lineage: Eukaryota; Ciliophora; Spirotrichea; Sporadotrichida; Oxytrichidae
Source: the annotation of a GenBank genome assembly